This is a messenger RNA of Labrus mixtus (cuckoo wrasse), 7372 nucleotides long. It is a transcript of the gene carmil2, whose product is annotated as capping protein regulator and myosin 1 linker 2. The record is from RefSeq and is a predicted model, not a curated record. Gene Ontology annotation, cellular component: lamellipodium; plasma membrane. The transcript is spliced from 41 exons. NCBI's taxonomy places the organism in Eukaryota, Metazoa, Chordata, Actinopteri, Labriformes, Labridae. Bases 308 to 5848 code for a protein of 1846 amino acids. Gene Ontology annotation, molecular function: protein binding. Gene Ontology annotation, biological process: cell migration; regulation of Arp2/3 complex-mediated actin nucleation.
UACAAAAGUGACUCACAACAUGGAACAGGAUGUAAAGGUUUGAGAGAACAAAAGCAAGUAAAGGUGACGUAUGUGUGCAGAAGUGCACAAGUGGAAAAGAGAAAGCAGGUGGGAAACUUUGAUAAUUAUUCCUGUUACAUCAAUUCUUUCUUUCUACUCAUGUGAUGUAAAACUCUGGACCGGGUCAGUGGUCAGCCAGGAUAGUUCUCUCAGACUGAAUGUGGGACUUUGGUGGAUCCAAAGAUCAUCUCAGGUCAACCCAGUGCAUUUUUAAUUCGAAAACAAAAACUAUUUUUAAGCGCAUAGGAUGGACUCUGUUUCUCUCAACCUGCGAGAUCAGAUCUCAGAGCUGCUGAAGCCUCACAGAGUCUGUUUGGUGACUCCUGUUGUUCUGAACUUCAGUCAUUCAGGUGAAAGAUCAGUCAACAGGUUUAUGGUGCUGAGUCUGUGGAGAGGCUACCUGGUUAUUAACAAGCACCCUGUCAGGGUGGAGAACACUUUCAGCUACCUGGAGAUUCGCUCCAUCAACAUUCACAGUCUCACAGAGAUUGUCCUGGAAGCGGAGAGGCAGACUCUUUCUUUCAGUGUCUUACAUGGUGAAGAUCUGGAGUCCAUGGUCAGUCACAUAACUGCCUCACUCAAGAGGACCUUUCCUGACUCCUCACCACUAAAUCUGUUGAAGACCGUUCCUCCUGAUAUGCAGCAGAGACUUCUUGAGCUGACAGGUGUGAUAGAAGAGCAGCUCCACAAUCAGCCAGGACCCUGUGGAGGAUUUUCUGAAACCUAUGCUGCUCUGUGUGAUUUCAAUGAGAUACCAUUUCGAGAAGAGAUUCAGUGGGAUGUCGACAAUAUCUACUACACAAACAACUUGAGACAGUUCAAGCUGCAGGACUUCAGCCACUUAGAAAGCAGGGACUUGGCAUUAGUAGUUGCAGCUCAGUCUUUCAGCCACUGGUUUUCUAAGAUCUACUGCAAGGAGCUCAAACUGUCAGUAGACGUCCAGCAGCAGCUGACUUUCCUGCUGUCCAGAUCUUCUGGUCUUGAGGAGCUGUCUCUGGAGGCCUGCGGACUCAAACCGGACUUUGCAAUUAAGAUAGCUGCUGCGCUACGGGAGAACACCUCUUCUAAACUGCAAUCCAUCAACCUCUCAGGAAAUCCAAUCGAAGACAAAGGUUUAAUAGCUGUCAGUCAGGAGUUUGGGAAUCUACCUGAAGGACUGAAGUACAUUUCUCUGUCCCGGGUGUCAGUGACUGCUAGAGGCGUUGGCUGUCUAAGUCAGAUGUUAUCUUCCACUCAGCUGUUCUCAUUGACUCUGAGUCAUCUGGAUCUCUCUGGUAACCCGGGCAGCCUGGUCACUGAAGAUGCCAUGUUCCUCUUCAAGUUCCUGUCCAGUACUAACUCUCUGUGUCAUUUGGACCUGAGUGAUACCUCCUGCCCUCUGGACACGUUAUUUGUGUCUCUGUCUGCUGGAUGUUGUUACAAACUGAUGCACCUGAACCUGGCCAGGAAUCCUUUCAGCCACAGAAAGGUGCGUGAGGUGACCAAAAGCAUUCAAAAGUUCUUCAGUCAGAGUUGUGAGCUGAAAUAUGUGAACCUGUCUGCAACCAAACUACCUCCACAAGCUCUCAGGUUGUUACUGCAGGGUCUGGCAACCAACACUUGUCUCAUUGGGCUGGAGCUGGACAUCAGUAGCUGUGAACUACGUUCAACAGGGGCCCAGGUCAUACAAGAGCACAUCUCUGAAGCCACCGUUAUAAAAAGUCUGGAUAUCUCUGACAACGGUUUUGAGAACGACAUGGUGACUCUGGUUCUGUCUGUUGGCAGAUGUCGCUGUCUUCAACAUCUUGCUCUGGGGAGAAACUUUGCCAUGAAGUCCAGAGCUCUCACCGAUGUUCUUCAUCGUAUAGCCCAGCUCAUUCAGGAUGAAGAGUGUCCCCUGCAGUCUCUCUCGCUGUGUGACUCCAGGCUUAAGACGGGGAUAAACAUCCUGCUGAGUGCUCUGGGCGGCCAUGCUGCUCUGGCUGAGGUCGACAUCAGUGGGAACAGCAUUGGAGACACUGGAGCCAAAAUGUUGGCCAAAGCUCUGAUGAGUAACACCAGACUGAGACGUCUAGCAUGGGACAGAAACAACGUGACUGCCAGAGGCUUCAAGGAUGUGGCUGAUGCCUUAGAGUGGAACUUCACUCUGCAGCAGGUGUGUCUCCCGCUGGCUGACAUCACGCAGAGUUACCGUAGCGACCCUGACAGAACAAGUGAGGCCCUGCACAAGAUUCAGAGGUGUUUAGACAGAAAUAACCAGAGACCAAGUGAACGAGUGGAAUUUCAGCAAACGUUGAGAGCUCAACACUCCGAAAAGUUGGUCCAAGGUUUGUGUAGGCAGUUGGAAGACAGCAUUCAACGUGUAAACCACUGCGACACUCAGCAGGUCCAGGCUGACAUCCUGAAUGCAUACGAGGUGCUGCACAAUUCCAGGGAGUCCAUUAAGCUGCUCCCCUCUCUGUAUGAGGCAGGGAGGACGUGCACCUCUGAUGGAGACAUGGUGAACUGCAUCCUCAAUGAUGCUGCUACAGCACUGACUAAUGAGUUCAAUAGAAGCAUACAGGAGUUGGCUCAAGGCCUGACGAGGAGUGCAGAGGCAGUGUGUCCAAGGGUUGUUCAGCGGUCGAGUGUGUGCGAGAGUCUUUCAGAGUGUGUGUCCAAAAAAGUCAGACAGACGCACACAUUCCUGACAAGCACCCUGCUGAAGCACACAGGGCCAAUCAUCAGCAACAGACUGAGCGAACUGAAAAAAACUCUGAGUGUCUCUCUGGCUGAAAGCAUCAUUGAACAGGUUCUGCAGGAUCUGACAACAUCACAGGACAAAAUGGAUUGCUUUAUAAAAGAAAACUCAUGCAAUACUCAGAAAAUCAACAUCCCAGAGCUGCGACUGGUUGAAAGUGAUUUCCCAACAGAUGACUACAGUCCAGCAAUUUGGAGAAACAACCUGAGGCCUGCACCUUCAAUUAAGAGUCUCCUGGAUGCUGACUGGGAGCAGCAAAUGAGGGACAGAGCAGGAGAGCGAGAGGAAGGGGGAGGAGGAAGGGGUGGCCUCCCUAGGUUACCCACAGCAACCACCCUGUCAGUCACAGACUCAAGACACUCCCCUUCCACUUCCCCGCCCCCAUCCCCCUCAGGAUGGAGGGGGAGGAGGCGGGGGGAGGGGGAGGUGGCGGCAGUGGAUGCUGCAGCAGCAAUAUCAGGAGCAAGAGGAGCAUCGUUGAUUCCCUCUCGCGGUCUUCCCCUCUUUUACUCCAUCUCCGCUCGAGCUCCAGAGAAGGAGGCUGCCGGCCACGGAGGCUUAUUUAGAAGAGAGGCUUCCAGCCCAGGCCCUCUCCCCGGCUCUGGAUCCCCUGCUUCUCCCAUGGAGCCUCUACCCACCCAGGGCCAGACUCUAAGGCACUACACCGCCUCCCGACCGCGGCCACGACGCACACACACACAGCCCCCCUCCUUCAGGCCUCAGGAGCCUGUUUCAAAGGUAGAAAAUGAGGCGAGUGAGGGUAUGGGCCGUGUGGACGAAGGAGUAGAAGAGUUCUUCACCAAGAAAAUCAUCCCUGACUAUGCACUAAAAGGCCAGUGGGAGGAGUCAUACCCUGCCCAAGCCACUCCCUCAGAGUCAAGCUCCACUCCCUCAGCCUCAACCCCCUUUUCUUCUUCGUCUGAUAAUAUCACCCCCUCUACCAUCACCACCACCACUACUAGCACCACUGUCACCUCCCCCUCUGUACCAUCUAUUGACACAUCCUUUAUACCCACCGAUGUACCCCCACUCUCUUCAUCCUCCCCCACUCCCCCUACCCCUGCUUCUGACACCACCACCAACCCCACCACACUUCCCUCCAAAAACAUCAAGAAAAAGUUUGGCGACUUCUUUGCCUUCAAGAGAGCUCGAGCCGGCCGAGCAGCCAAGGCAGGAGGGGGAGAGGGAGGGGGAGAGGGGGUGAAGGUCAAAAGGACCUCCAUCGCAGACCUCAUCCGACCCCUCCGAGAGGCCAAAGAAAGGGAGAGAGAGAGGGAGAGAGAGAAGGGGAGAGGGUCAAGGUCAGUGGAGGAUGCUAACGUUUCUAAUGAUGCCGCCAUCACAGAAGGAACCGCUGCCAUCGGCGAGCGUCUUGCGGGCGAUGCGAGGGGAAUGAUGGCGCCUGCCAAGACUUUACCCACGAUGACGCCUCCCAGUGAGACCACACCCUCUUACCCCACCAUCACCACAAGCCCCGACCUCACCCACCUGGAAGAUGAGGCAGCUCCUGCCUUGCCACAUCAUGCCCCCAGCUCUGUGGUCACCCCCCCUUUAACAGAGCAGGAGAUGAAGAUGGGAGAUUCUCCGUUUGGAGAGAGGAGACUGAAGGUGACCAAGAGAUCUCUGAGGGAGGGAAAGAGUCAGAGUCUCAUUCUGUUGACAGGACUAGAGCCUGAGGACAAGGAGGACAUACACAGUAAGAAGCAUGCGUCUGAGAGUACAUCUAGUUUUGAACAGAGGCUGCAGGUGAUGCUGCAUAGAAUGGGCGUGGUCAAAACUCCACCUGCUGACACCAAGACCAGCCAGAAUAAGGAUGAGGAGCUGAGAAAAGCCAACUCUGAAGGUGCUAUCCUGGAAAAACCUGAACCUCCUCCUACCUUCCUGAAGCCCAGAACAAUGUCUACGUCAUCAGCGGACCCCAGACAUCCAAUGAGAGUACUGGACCCUAUCCGCCCAGAACCUCCCAUUCACCCAAAGCCCGCCCUUCCUGAUCGCCCUGUCGGCCCUCUGCCACCCAAACCUGCCAUCGCAGCCAAGCCUCCUAUUCCCACCCCGACUGCUUCUGCAGGAGGAGGAGGAGGAGCCUGUCCCUUCUCUGCUCCUCUGUCCAGCAGCUCAGCAGAGAGAGUCCAGCUACGAUCACUCAGUCAUGACGACAGGCCUGCAGAGACUACAGCACAGAAUGGAAGUCAGGAGGGUCCCCGGGGUGCAGCCCCAGCUCUGUCUCCCAGGAAAGAGCUGCUUCCUCCAGCCACGUCUCCAUGGAGGGGUCACAGCGCACAGCAUCGCUCUGAGAAAGCACAAUCAGUGACAGAUGAGAGUCUUCCUAAGCCACGCCAACACAUUAAGCCCCUCCCACAACGCAGAGCUGUGUCUGUCCACGAGGAUGCUUUGACCAUGACACAAGAGCUGAAGGCAGUGCUACAGAGAUCACCCAUCCGUUUCCGGGGCAACAUGGGGGACUUAACCACCUGCACAGAAGAUCCAUCCAGCGGGGAGGGAGCACAACGAGCUCAGGAGGCCAGUGACACAGGGAAACAGGCGGCAGAAGAUCAGAAGAAGGUUGUCCAUAAAGAUGCAAGGACAGUAGCUGAAACCAAGCCGCCGCCUCCUCCGGUAAAGGAGAAAUUCCCCAGCUUUGCAUGUCCCUCUUCUACAGCUCAGGCUCAACAUGAAGGAUCAGCUCGACUCUUAAGUCCAGCUGCAGCGCUCGACAAAGCUCCAUCUGUCCCUGAGAGGCCUCUAGCACAAACCCACACCCUGGAAAAACCUCCUGUAACCCCAACAUCCCAGAAAAAGAGCCCCGGCACAUCCCUUGCAUUUUCUCAAACUCUAGAAAAACUGCUGGUGUCCCAAUCACCUCAAGAAAAGACCCCCAGCACAAGCCCAGCUGCAUCUGAACCCCUUGAAGUGAGUCCUCAGUCACACAAGGAGAAGAGCCCAGGCACAGGAGAUCUGAGAAAGAGCACACAGGAGAGGGGGGAGGCGGUCUCUAAACAGCACACAGUGAAGGCAGAGCCAGCUGACCAAAGAACUGAGCCCCCCCUGUCUGAAAAACACAAAGACUGAGUCACCUAAGGAGACACCUGGGAGAGAGAGGAGGGAGGACGCUUUGACAUCUCUGAGAUCAGGAGCUGGGAGGGUCUACGGGGUCUGAAAGUGACUUGAAUGUUGAUCAUCUAGUAAGACACAGCUGCUGUGUACAGCUCACAUCUGUAUUGUUGCUGUUUAGUCAAACUCAUUUCUAAUGUGCUUAAGGAACAAACUUUAUAACCAGUGUGAGGGCUAAUGUGUGGACAAAAACUGCUUUUGCUUUAUAACCAACUUUUUAAGUUUCACAUUAUUCCUAUAGCAUUCAGCCCAAACAGCAGGUGUACAGAUGUUUUCUGUAGCUAGCUAGCACCAAACACCAACCACGUGUUGUUGUCAUGCCAUCCUCGAACCAGGAACUUCAUUUGUUUGAUACGUUUCUAACCAUAAGCUGUUUGAUAAGACAUAGCCAUCGUGACAUUACUUAUUGGUAUGGGGAUCUUGGCUAUGAAGCCUUCGAGUUUGGAACUUAGGCGGUCGACAGCUUGGUUUUUUUGUUUCGUUUUAAAGACAGAAGUGACCAUAUUUAGAUGACAGACAGAAUUCACAUCUAUGAUAGGGGGGUUAGGCUUAUUAAUAUUGAAGCUGUAACAUCACCACAGCACCUCCCUUCCCCGUCAUGACUUUCUUACUCCCGGUUCUUUACGCUCCAAUAAUGAUGAAUCAAGAAGGAGAAAUGUUGAGCUUUGAGUCAUGAUUGCUCAUGUGCUCCAAGGGACCAGCUGAUAUUUUCAAAUAUUGAGGGGCUGUUUGUGGAUGAUUUUUUAAGCUAACCAUGCUUACAAGGCUUGAACCUGACCUUUGAACUUUACAUUUUUACGUUUCAUCUCACUACUUCAGAGAGGCGUAAAGUGGCUCUGAUUAUCUUGAAAAAUAACUUUGACAUUAAAGCAUUAGACCCAAUAUUCUGAUUAUUUUCGAGUGAUGUCGAAACGAUUUCACUUUCUUUUUUAUUUCCUGAUCCAAUCACACCAUCCACGUUCAGAUAGUUUGUGCUCUGCGUAUUUAUUUUGCCUUAUGUAGUGGUUCUCACAUUAGCCUUUUUGAAUCUUCAGAUGAAUACAUGGACACUUUCCAUGCAAGUGCUUUAUGUUCCUGCAUCUUUCUGUGAACACAAUGUUGUGACAUUCAUAUCAAUCCAUGUUUAGUCAUUCUGUAAGGAAACAACAGGACCAGAGACGUUCUUGUAUCAGAGAAAUAUAUGAUCAGCUAUAGUGUGAGAUAACUAUUCAGUCUAUCAAGCUCUCAGGGUGGUUGUGGUGGAUGGUGUGUGUACGUGUGUACGUGUGUUUGUGUGUUGUAAGAGCAGACCUCAGAUCAGCUCCUGAUCCUCCUCCUCUCAGGGGAGAAUUUAUUUUCUACCAUCAUGUUUGUCUUUGCCUUGCACGCACAAAAUAUGUACAAAACUACAGAAAGCAAACAAAAACAAAGUUAUGAACAGAGUAUAAAUCCAAUACCUAUACUUGUUAAUAAUUAUUAAAAAUAUGAGUUGUGUCAAAUGUU